Messenger RNA from Rhododendron vialii, 3278 nucleotides. RefSeq names its product ABC transporter B family member 26, chloroplastic-like. Lineage: Eukaryota; Viridiplantae; Streptophyta; Magnoliopsida; Ericales; Ericaceae. The transcript is spliced from 18 exons. The coding region runs from base 925 to 2943 and encodes 672 amino acids. Gene Ontology annotation, biological process: transmembrane transport. Gene Ontology annotation, cellular component: membrane. The record is from RefSeq and is a predicted model, not a curated record. Gene Ontology annotation, molecular function: ATP hydrolysis activity; ATP binding; ABC-type transporter activity.
UUGCCUCUUGGCCUGCCAAACCCACCAACAUCCUCGCCGACAAAACCCACCGGAGCUCCUCAAAACCAUUCAGAGAGAGAUAGAGAUUGCACCUUAAAACCCACCUCGCAGCAUCAAAACCCAUCGAUUUUCAUUUUCAUUUUGAUUCACUAAAAAUUAGCUGGAAAAUCAACUCUCACUGGGAAACUGAUUUACUGAACGAAGAUAAAAAAUUGUUGACAACUGAACUCGACCUUAAGUAAACAGAGAAGAGGAAGAAGGGAGAGAGAGGCAAGUGAGCUGCAAAAACCUCGCCGGAGUAUCUUGAAGUACAUCAACUGUUCUUACCUUCGCCGGAGCAAGCAGAUCUAACUCGUCGUCGAAGUGAGAAAUAUCCCACCGUCGAUGUGAGGCCUAGCCAAGGUUGCUGAAAACGGGAAAAGAGGGAUCUCACCAGUUUGAUCUCACCGGCGACUUACCCAAAUCUGCUGGAGAUGCUCUUAGCCUUUUUGUUUUAAUUCCACUCCAUUUAAAAUACUAAAGUAUAUUUUUUUCUUAUCAUUAUCUGUUCACAAAUACAAUUUCAAAUAUUAUACUAAUGUGUGUUGGUUCUACAUAUAUGUGAAGAAUUGCGUUUGGUGUUGUAUACCUAGCCUUUUUGCUUUCCAAUUGCGCCACAUAACGGGCGUUUUCCGUUACCAAAUGGACGGAAAUAGAACCCAGGUGCCCAAUUUCAUAGCGGGCGUUUACUUUCGGUGUUCUUUCUGAUAAAUCGAAUAGUUCAGGCGUUUACGAGACAUUAUGUGUAAAUUCAGGUGUGUUUUUUGAAAUUUUCCUUACAGAAACGUGGCACAGCCGCACAAGGAUUCCCAAUUGGGGAAAUCGCAUUUUCCACACUCUUGGACGCCGCUAGUUCUCUCCGAGUCGCCGGGAAAUCCCAAAACCAUGAAACCAACCGUACCUCCGUUCAACCUCCAUAACCAAAACCACAUCCGCUACGACCACGCCAAACCUCUAAACAUCCAUUCACAAUUCACCUCCAAAACCAAACUCCUGCCUCCCAAUCUAAUCGGAUACAAACGCUUUCGCGUCGAGAAUUCAGCUGUCGGAGGGAAACAAACUAGGGCUAGACAUCUGUUACCGGGUGGAAGGUGGUGGAAUCUGAGCGGUGGUUCGGAUGAAGUAGAAAACACGACGGAAGCAGAGGCGAAGCCGGUUACCGUUUUGAUUGCUCUUCGUCGAAUUUGGGCGUUGGUUGGUGAAGAGAAAUGGAUUGCAUACGCGGCGGUCGCUUCGCUUACUUUAGCUGCGCUUUCAGAGAUCUCAAUACCAAAUAUAUUGGCGGCUUCUGUAUUUUCUGCACAGAGUGGGGAGACUGUUGUGUUCUGUAGAAACUCACAGCUCUUGCUUUUCUUGUGUUUGACCUCGGGCAUAUGCAGUGGUGUACGAAGUGGCUGCUUUGGGAUAGCAAAUAUGAUCUUGCUCAAGCGACUAAGGGAAUCUUUUUUCACCGCUCUUAUUUACCAGGAUAUAUCAUUCUUUGAUAGCGAAGCAGUUGGUGGUUUGACUAGCAGGCUUGGAGCUGAUUGUCAAAGACUGUCUCAUGUGCUUGGAAAUGAUAUACAUUUGAUAUUACGGAAUGCUCUUCAGGGCAUAGGUGCAUUGAUCAAUUUGUUGACUUUAUCUUGGCCGCUUGCAUUGUCAACCUUGGUGAUAUGCUCUCUCCUAUCCACCAUCUUCCUAGUUUAUGGCCAGUACCAAAAGAAAGCGGCCAAAUUUACCCAAGAGUACAGUGCUCGUGCGAAUGAAGUUGCUCAAGAGACUUUUUCAUUGAUGAGAACUGUUCGAGUUUAUGGAACAGAAGAUGAAGAACUGAAAAGGUACAAGCAAUGGCUGGACAAAAUUGUCUUUAUUGGCAUUCGAGAAGGUCUUGCUUAUGGAUUUUGGCAUCUGAGUUUCAGCACUCUGUAUCGUUCAACACAGGUUGUUGCUGUAUUAUUAGGAGGAAUGUCAAUAUUGACCGGUCAUGUAACAGCUGAGCAACUCAUGAAGUAUGUAUUAUACUGCGAGUGGUUGAUUUAUGCAGCCUGGAGGGUGGAAGACAAUUUAUCAUCCUUGCUGCAGACUGUUGGAGCAACCGAAAAUGUUUUCCAGUUGAUGAAUCUCAUGCCUAGUGACCAAUUCUUAUCAAAAGGAAUGAAAUUGCAGAGGCUGAUGGGAAAGAUCGAGUUUGUCAAUGUGUCCUUUUACUAUCCUUCAAGGUUAACGGUGCCUGUCCUAGAGCAUCUAAACAUUUCUGUGCGUGCUAAAGAAAUGAUCGCAAUUGUCGGUCUCAGCGGUAGUGGGAAAAGCACAUUAGUGAACCUUUUGCUUCGUCUCUAUGAGCCAACUAAUGGAGAGAUUCUGGUUGACGGCUUUCCUCUGAGAAAGUUAGACAUCAGGUGGCUGAGGGACAAAAUUGGAUUUGUUGGACAGGAACCCCAUCUCUUGCAUAUGGAUGUCAAAUCAAACAUUUGUUAUGGUUGCUCAAGAGACAUCAUACAGGAAGACAUAGAAUGGGCUGCUGAACAAGCCCAUGCUCACGAGUUUAUCUCAUCUCUUCCCAGUGGUUAUGAGACCAUUGUUGACGAUUGUGUGCUCAGUGGGGGACAAAAGCAGCGGAUUGCUAUUGCUAGGGCCAUAAUUAGAGACCCUACCAUUCUAAUCCUCGACGAAGCAACUAGCGCUCUGGAUGCGGACAAUGAAUAUUAUAUCUCGAGAGUUCUUCAUGCUUUCAGAAAUGACGGGAGGGCGAGAAGAACAAUCAUCGUCAUUGCACAUAGCCUAUCUACUGUAAAAGCUGCUGAUAGAAUCAUGGUGAUGAAUAGUGGUCGAGUUGUUGAGAUGGGAAACCACGCGGAGCUUCUUCACAUGGACGGACUGUAUGCGCGGCUGGUAAAAACAAAAACAGAUGCUUUGGGUUGAUCAAGGGCCGGGAUAGUGAUGUUGCCCUGAAGAUAUUUCUGAUGACAUAAUAUGACAGGAAAAUGACGGCCAAGGCAUGACGGGUAUUAAUUAUCAGAACACUUCAUGAGCCGUCAUUUUCCCUAAUAUGACAUGACCCGCAGAUUUUGAUCCCCUGAGAAAGGGACUGCAUGCUCUAACUGGUACAGAAUGUGACCUCUCCUGGGGAUGUUUUGCAGCUGAAAGAGUGGUUGCCAUCAUAUAGUUGUAUUUUAGACUUUUAGUGUACACCUGGAAGGAAAAUAUGUUGUAGCAUUUGCUGCCUUUUAUCAAUUUAUGGCGUUGUUGGUAUAAAA